AUGUUACGAGAAAAAGUCACGCAGAUUGAUAGGGAGAACGUGCUUCGAAAUCUCAUUGCUACAAUGCUUCUCUAUCAAUAUGAAAUUUGGAUGACAGAUAGUCCCGAGAAAUGGUGGACUUUCUAUCUGUGUGGUGCAAAGAAGGUCAUUACUGCUUCCGCUGAAACUGUCCAAUUUCACAAAGACGAGAGUGCGGUUCUCAUGGACUGGAUCUACUACCACGAAGUGAUCUCAGACUUCAGCCUGCGGUACUGGGCCGAGGCAAGCACCUUAAGCAGUUUCUGCAGGGGUCCCUUAGCCAUACGGCCUGAAAAUAUGAUAAUCGAUGGAUAUGCGAACUCAAGCAGGAUUACAUGUCCCAUGGAUGUACUUGAUCUGAUUCGGAUUAUAUGCAAGCGACCUUCCACAAAUCACGAUGAUUUUGCAUCGUACAACGAUGCAGAUAUUGAGCGGAUUCAGGAUCUUCGACAACGUCUUCAGGAGUCCGUUGGAGAAUAUGGGACUUUUCGAGAUAUUUCAGAAGUACCAUUGACCAGAACACAAAUGUUGGCCUAUUUAUAUCGAUGUGCCGCACUGAUAUACUUGAACCGCGCGGUAACAAAGGCAGCCACGACUUCAUUCCAGCACAGAAGACUAGUCAGGGAGGGUAUAUUGGUUCUACAAAACCUUGGCUUCUGCGAAAGUGCGUGGCCGAUGUUCAUUAUAGCUUGCGAAGCUAUUGAAGAUGAGCAACGUCUUCACAUAUUGGAAACACUAUCGCAAACUCCACGAGAACCACUGCACCGGUCAAAUCAUAUCCCCUUAAUUCACCACAUGAUUGAGACGAUAUGGAAACAGCAUGACCUCAGCUAUGACAGCAACGUUGAUUAUACCAGUAUCCUCCACGCUGUGAUUUCAACUGCGCCAGCUUUGCCGCUAUUCGCCUAA
Molecule: messenger RNA, 927 nt
Organism: Penicillium pulvis
Lineage: Eukaryota; Fungi; Ascomycota; Eurotiomycetes; Eurotiales; Aspergillaceae
Exons: 3
Coding region: 1-927 (308 amino acids)
Biological process (GO): positive regulation of transcription by RNA polymerase II
Cellular component (GO): nucleus
Molecular function (GO): transcription cis-regulatory region binding; DNA-binding transcription factor activity
Source: RefSeq, a predicted model, not a curated record